This is a messenger RNA of Laccaria bicolor S238N-H82, 333 nucleotides long. RefSeq lists its product as uncharacterized. Bases 1 to 333 code for a protein of 110 amino acids. Lineage: Eukaryota; Fungi; Basidiomycota; Agaricomycetes; Agaricales; Hydnangiaceae. The record is from RefSeq and is a predicted model, not a curated record. The transcript has 4 exons.
AUGAAGCAGUCGGGGUUGGAUGACGUUGACCUUGUCGGAGACGACUGUGUUACAAAGCAGUCAGAAGAUCCGUGGUCUGACGCUGUUUUUGCCUUAGGAGUCAAAUUUCAAGGGCUUCGUCGAGGUUGGGUGAGUCGUCCUCCUCAAAUCCGGCGCCUUCUCCGGAAAGAUUGCCGUCAUCGCCGUCAUCGUAGAGAUCAUCGACCACAACUGCGCCAUCAUCGACGCCCAACAACGGGUGUUCCCCGCCAAUCCUAUCCCUACAAGCACCUCUCCCUCACUCCCCUCAAACUCUCAGACCUGCCCCCAGCAGCUGGUCCGCAAAGAGGUUGA